Messenger RNA from Frieseomelitta varia, 5151 nucleotides. It is a transcript of the gene NKAIN, whose product is annotated as sodium/potassium-transporting ATPase subunit beta-1-interacting protein. Lineage: Eukaryota; Metazoa; Arthropoda; Insecta; Hymenoptera; Apidae. The coding region runs from base 374 to 1558 and encodes 394 amino acids. The record is from RefSeq and is a predicted model, not a curated record. The transcript is spliced from 6 exons. Gene Ontology annotation, biological process: regulation of sodium ion transport.
AACAGGUUAAGGUUAAAGAUAACAAAACUAUAUAUACAUACGUACGUACGUAUUAUCACCGCUAAUUAUACUGAUAGAAAAUAACAAAAGUGGGAGAAGUGUAACAUCAUCGUUUCGGAAACGGAACUGGCUCAGAGCAGACCGUACAGCCAAGUUGUAGCUUGGCUACAAAAUCGUGUCGUGCAAGCCGUGGUUGCAUGCCACUUGCACCAGUCGGCCGCGAGAAAGGGACGGAACAAGUGCCAAGGGAACAUGGCGACGCGUUGGAACAUGCGACAGUGAUGCAGCCAACGUGCAACGAGAUCGUUUUCGUCGUGUGACCAGAAGAAAACCCGUGGCCGCGUACGCUAGAACACCUGCCUGGCCAAAUGACAUGGGAAUUUGUAAUCGAAGGCACUUUCUGCUGACAAUAUGCACCUUGCAACUUAUCACUACAGUAGAGCGCCAGGUCUUCGACUUUCUAGGCUUUAUGUGGGCCCCGAUACUGGUCAAUUUCUUCAACAUUAUAUUUGUGAUUUUAGGGUUUUUCGGGGCUUUUCAAUAUAGGCCUAAAUAUAUCAUAUCAUAUUGUAUAUGGAAUACACUAUGGUUAGGCUGGAAUAUAUUCAUGAUAUGUUUCUACCUUGACGUUGGUAUACUCGACAAAAACAGCGACAUCUUAAAUCUUGGUACUGGUAGCUUUUCUUGGUGGCAUGUCAACGGACCAGGUUGUAAAGCUAUUUAUGAUGUUACUGAACCAGAAUUAUUCAGACCUGCCCGACCUACAAAUGUAACAGAUUGUGUGUUAGAUUAUGAAGUAGUCGAAAUUUUACAUGCAUCUACUCAAUGCAUCUUGGGUUUUAUCGCAGUAGUGGGUGGUAUUUGUCUAAGUAAAGUUUUCCUGGAGGAAGAUGAUAGCUUUGACUUUGUGGGAGGUGAUGACUUUGGGUUGGCAGGCCACACGCCGUUGCAUCCUAUGUACGUUAGCUACUCGGCUCUUCCAUCACCUGCCCACCCUCACAAAAAUUCCGCUCAAAAUUACCCCGCAGGCACAGCUAGCUCUCAUCAAUCAAUUUGUCACGAUACCAGCUUCCCAAAGCAUAACGAUAAAACGUUUAACAGCUCCGGACGAAGUAAAUGUAGCUUCAGAAACGACACAAUCAGAACUGAACGAAGCAACCUGUCCAGUCGCGACUUAAAGCACGUCGAUUACUCGAACGACUAUUCGAAUCCGUUGGAUCAUUUGCAGAGGCCCGUGUCCCCGUACGAUGAGUACGAUUCGUUGGACAGUGCUGCUAAAUUGAAGUAUCAAAAGAACAAACUGUACUAUCCGCACUCGUCCAAGUACAGUCCCGUUGCAUCUCCGCGUGUCAAGUCUCGACCUGGUGUGGUAAGGCAGAAUAAAGCCUCCAACAAGCCUAGAGUCUUUACCGAUCAUGUUCGCGAGCAAUCGAUGAGGUCAUUUUACUCUGAUCCAAGAUUGGCAAUCGAGAAUCAGCAGAACGUGACUGACCAAGAUAAACAAAAUAAGUCCAAAAGAGAUAGUAGACCUUUGUCGUUAUAUGCCAGUAAUUUUUAGAUUGUUAAAAACUAGAGAAAUAUAUACAUAUAGGGAGGAUUUAUUUCUUUCUACCUUAAUCCAUUCGAGGUCGGGGCCUCAUUUGAAGAUGAUCUUGAGAAAGUUGAUACUAUUUUUAAAAUAUCUCGGCAGCAGUGAUUGUGAACUUACUGCUUAAUUUUAAACCAACAAUGAUUUUCAAAUUUUCACGCACUUUUUUCUAUAUUCUUUGACUCUUGUGUAAUAUUUAUUGACGUUUUUUUUAAAUUAUUCAUUCGCAUGCAGUUCUUUCCAAGAGGUAUUGCGUUACAGAUGAAUAGCGUAGGACGCAUACCGUGCGUCGUCGGCCUCGAAUCGAUUAAAACAGUAUAUGGACUGACGUUAAAUGUAUUUCGAUGCUAUUUUAUAGAGAAUUCGAAGGUGUAACGUAGAAUUCCUAUCCUUGCCAAAUAGAACGAUUAGAGAGUAGCUAGCUUAGGAUGCCUUCUUCGAUCGAUUUCUUCUUGUUAGUCUAGAAAGGAUAUCUCUUUCUCUCGUUUCUGAACCAACUUUUUUUUACCGUCACAGUUAAUAAUUCCUGCUACUGUCUUUAAAGUAUUUCGACUGAUAACUGAUAACGUGAAAUAGACAACGUGUGUUCAAUAGCAUCGAUCGCUUCUUCGUGUUCAUAUUAAUUCUUUUUUUUUUUUUUCUUUUUACGAAGAUUUUUAUUUACAUUUGCUCAUAGUUAUCUUCAUGUAUAACGAUUUAUGUUGGAUUAGAUAACAUGCAUUUUUAUAUUGAUAUACGCACUGUGAUACGUUUAGAACUAUGAAUCAUUGUUGUUUGAAAAUGUUUAUUCAAGCCUUUUAUCAUCGAACUUGUAACUUUAAUUAGCUGUGCUUCACAGGAGAAUGUUUUUCUUCUUUUUUUUUUUUUUUUUUUUUUUUUUUUUUUUUUUUUUUUUUGUUACGAUAUAAGAGACGAGAUGACGUUGCAUCUUAAAAGGAAUAAAAAAAAAAAAAGUACAGCAUGAGCGAAAAAAACGCCACGAUUGUAAACGUUCACGAAUGCGUAGGAUUGUUUUGUACUUUUUCUCCUUUUUCAUUCCCUUUCCUACGUCGAUGUGUUUUUGUUAUACGAAUGAUACUUAAUUAAGAAUUGCCCUGAUGACACAAAAUGGCCUAGCUUGCGAGAUAGCAUCUCUGAUAGAGAUCCUUAGACUGCAUUAGAAAUUUAGCUUAAUUGUAUCACGAUGGUGAAGAACUUGUGUUUAUUAAGGUGCUGCGAAACACUUUUUUUUUCGUUUUGAUGAAACUUUGUAUGAGUAUUUGGUAGUGCAUGCUAGUACUUGUUUACGGUUCUUAAGUUGGACAGAAUGUUUUAUUUGAUGUUCUCCCUCUUUAAACAACGAUAUGGUAGAUGUAAAGUGAUACGCGAAUUGAAAAUUGUACCACAUAUAUAUAUAUAUAUAUAUAUACACAUACGCAGACUUCUCUAUAGAUUUUCAUCAAAUUAAUAUCUUUGACAUUUCACGGAUCAAUUAUUAAUCAGUGAAUGUCUAAUGAUACGUCGAGGCUGAAAAACAAAAUCUGAAGUGACAAAGAAGCCUGUCCUUAUUAUAGACUGUGUAUCUUAUAGUUACACAGAACUAUAUUCUGCGAGUCGCAGAUCAAGGCUCGUUCGAAAAAUUCGAAGUGUCCAAUUCCAAACUAAACGUGAUGAGUAAAAAGACAUUCAAGAAACUGACAAGCUUGCGUUCCAGAUUCCAAAUUCCAAUCGAGUUGAGUUAAAAUUCGAAAGCUUUCAUAUUUCGAGAGCAGAGAAAUUCCAAAAAUCGUUUACUCACCAAGAGCUGUUCUCUUCAGACGGUGCACAAUUAUAAAUCAUGAAUGAGCACGGAGCAUAUCACUGUUUUCGAUGUUCUGACGAACGAUUGAUUUCUUUGCCUACGUUCAAGAUCGCGGUUUGCACGCAAUGAUCGAUCGACGAAUAAUAUUUGAUGCGAUCCGAUAGUAGACGACAAUUAUAAACGUGCACGUAAUGCUUGUGCAGGAAAAAAUACACUGAACUGAACGAUACAGCUACGUUUUGCAAUGAUUAAUUGAUGCUGAUAGUUAUGUAAUUUUCAGUUUUAAAUGUUCACGUAGAUAUCUGUGUAUACAUCUGUCUUAAACUAGUAUCACAGCCACAAGUGGGAUUGCUCGAUACUAAUAAUGAAUUUUUUUCCUCAUCACGUCUGAUUGGACUUAUAUCUUGGCCUUGUUCACGGCUCGCGAUACUGCCUGCGCGUUACUUAAGAUGUAUUACCUUUUAAGUUUUAAUUCUUAUCGGAUGACUUACCAUCACCGACUUACUUAUUCGCACAAUUACAUUAAUUAUGUUUUAUAUAUCUUAAAUCGGGUAUACUCGAUUUAUUGAAUCUUGCAAAUAAAUUGCUCACUAAAUAUAUAUUGUACAUACUUAUACACGUAUAUACAGGAUGGAGUUUGGCGUUCAAACUUUGUUAGUAUGUCGUGGAGGUAAAAGUAAGAUUGAAGUGUUACGUAGCGAAAGGUCCAUAAAUGUUUUAUGAGAAAAAUAUGAAAUCUGCUAUUUCUCGUCGUUUAAUACAGAAUGAGACUGUAACGUUCAUGUCCAUGGUAUUGAUAUGAGGUACGUUUAUUAUCUUUGUACGUGAUUCUAUUAUUAUACUGUUGAAGAGAUCUACUUGUGCUCGUGUUUGAAAGUAAAAGUUUAGGAUACAAAAAUAUCUAUACAAAUUGGAAGCACCACAAGUGCCAAAUAUUAAAUUUUAUAGCCCAAAUUGUACACAUUAUAUACUUUUGUAAUACAUUCUACUUGAAAAUUAAGGGAUCCUCAUAAAAAAUAUAUAUUUUUGAUUCUCUAGGAAGGAGUAAUUCAAGGAACAAAUGAGAAUGGCACUUUCAGUGUGUCUAAAAAUUUAAAUAAAUAACAGAUUGAGCUUUCUUUGUAACAGAAGAGGUGUAUUUUCUUUUUUAUGAAUGUUGACUACAUCGACACAUCCAAUUAAUCAUUUAUCAAUGUAUCACGAUGAAAUUUGAUCUGCAGUCAAUUCAACUGCAUACUGAUAUCAACUUUUGAUUGAUGAAACUUUGAAAUGCACACACACAUAAGUAUAACUUGAAAUGUUAUAUUUUUAUUGCAACUUCUUAAUGAAACAUUCAUGGACUUUUUACUGCAUGUCACUUUUAUCUUAUUUUUAUCUAUAGAACACACUGAUCGAUAAAGUUUGAAACAUCAAGCCUGUGGACAUUCUAUACUCUUAUAUAUUUUACUUAAUUUAUUUAUAUAAGACUAGUGAGAGAGAGAAACGUUUUCACUUCAUCAGAGAAUUUAUAGUCGAACUAUAAACGUCGUAUUGUACAUUUAAUAUUAACGGGUCACUUCAGAUUCAAUAUUGAAACGUUUGUUCUCUAGUACAAUCGAGGAUUCUUUUGUUUUCUUUUUCCCCUCCCCCCUUCUUUUGUCGAAGCUUGUACAAGUAGUAUCGUUACAGUAGUGUCGUUGUGUACUUGAUUAAGAUCGUAGAUCUUAGUUUUAUAAUUUAUUUUACUGUAUUAUAUAUUACCUUUGGUGCAAGUUCAUUGGCGACAAUAAACGUGCAAUGCCUA